This is a messenger RNA of Dermacentor silvarum, 1740 nucleotides long. RefSeq lists its product as uncharacterized. The record is from RefSeq and is a predicted model, not a curated record. The transcript has a single exon. Lineage: Eukaryota; Metazoa; Arthropoda; Arachnida; Ixodida; Ixodidae. Bases 1 to 1740 code for a protein of 579 amino acids.
AUGGAGGCUCCUUUAGACCACAUCGCGAUGGAAGCAGUGACCACGUCCGGCACUACUCAGAAAAGGUCCAAGAAAAAGAAGAGGAAGAAGCAUCAUAAAACUGCAAGAUGGGAGCACCUGUCCGAAACUGCGAAUCGCGAUGAUUCGAAGAACGGGCGCUAUGUGGUCGAUAAGCUCAUGCCAGGUGGUUCUUCGUCAACGAGUCCUGCCACCCAGAUGAAAUCCAGUGACUCUGCUGCAAUCAAAAAGACGCAACCUGACGCUGUCUUGCAAGCCGACAAAGCUCAUCAAGCCGUGUCCGCGGAGGCUACAUCAGUUGAGCCAGUUGUGCCACAGGCUGACAAAGCGGACGCGUCAGACGAUCUACAGCAGCAGUACAAGGAUUUCAAGGAGGCCGCGGUAGUGGUAAGCAAGCUCAAGAGACCGCUUCCAACUACGGGAGGCCCUUUCGGUGGAUUAUGGUCGACGAGAUCUUCAUCUCCGGAGCAGCCUAGCGGCCACUUACACCGAAGUGCAGAAGCCAGCGUGAUCGAUGUCAAGCAAAAGCCGCCAAGCUUGUCGCCAAAACAGACUUCCUUUUCGACGAUCGCAAAGGGGGGCGAAGCACACGCGGAGUUGCCUGACCAGCUAGCUGCGUUCUCACCGACUGCACAGGAGUCCGAAGGAAAUGUCAACGUGCUGGAUCACACAGGACCAUUUCCGGCGAUCGCAGAGGUCGGCACAGGACGUCGCGUUUCAAUUGCGCUUCCCAACUGGGGAGGUCCCUUCGGCCUGUUAUCUUCGUCCGCAGACCGCUCUAGCGAAAGCUUGCCCGACAAGUUGACGGCGCAGACAGCCGAUGCGAAGCACGAAUCACCGCAAGAGUCGCCGCUCUAUAUGGCACCUUCCUUAUCAGCCGCCGUUACGAAAGAAGAAGGGACACCGCUUCCUGGUCAAGCAACUUUGUCACCAACGAGCGUGACGAAGAAAGUAGUGCGACAUGUGCUGGAGGAAACGGCUUUCACUGUGAACUCCGUGGGGAGUGAGGAAGACGCAUGCGUGCAGCACAAAAAGGCGUCGCCAACCUCGACGUCCUCUUUCGAGAGCUCCGAGUACAAGUCGUCUCGAGGAUCGUUGGCGCACUCCCCACACGCAAAACCUGAAACGGAUGUGAGAGGACCACGCAGGAUAAGGUCAAUGUCUCUAGUGCUACUCGAAGAGGCGCCGCUUUUGCAAUCGCAGCCUGUAGUUACACCAACUUCACCUCCUCCUCCCAAAGUCGUGCCGUCUAUGCCGAAGCUUGAACGCCCAGACCUUUCUCAAGAGGCGGCCAUUUCACCGACCGCCGUAGCCGAGUCGGGGAAGAGAGAGAAGGCUGCAGGAAAAGGAAAGAAAAAAAGGUUAAAGAAAGCCAAGAAGAAAGAAGUAAUGAGUGCCGUGACUUCACCGUCGACGAAUGGGCCAGAUCCAGAUAAACCUGCACCGAAGUCCUCCGAAGAUCAAUCGGCGUCGGCUUCUCGCGUCAAUUCUGUGAACGAAAUGAACAAGCGGAUCGAAGUCUUGCGAUGUCAGCAGGUUGACUUCACGGCGAGUCCCGGUGCGCAUUCACCAUUGCGCCCGGUGGAGUUUAAGCACGACCACGCCGUUCUUACCGAUAAAGGGGAGGUAAAGCUCUGUCUGGACUUGUCUACGUGCGAAGAGGCUACAAUGCUGUGGCCUUUUGACCAUGAGACCGCGGUUACCAAGAAGGAAGACACGUAG